Ostrea edulis (European flat oyster) is the source of this 1780-nucleotide messenger RNA. RefSeq lists its product as uncharacterized. The transcript has 6 exons. The record is from RefSeq and is a predicted model, not a curated record. The coding region runs from base 226 to 1530 and encodes 434 amino acids. Lineage: Eukaryota; Metazoa; Mollusca; Bivalvia; Ostreida; Ostreidae.
UGAAAAACCAUGCAACUUAACUCUCCCGUGAUCGUGCAUAAAUUUUGAAGAGCAACCUCAAGUAACAAGUGGUUAGCACAAAUCUUAUUGUUUUUUUGAUCAAUUUCUAUGUAGGGAUUGGCUGAAAUGCAGUUUGCUCAUGUUACUAUAAAUAGGAUGAACUUGACCUAUAGUUUGGUCUCAUGACUGACUGUGCACCAAAAAGGGUGUGCAUAGUUAGCAAAAAUGGAAAGUUCAGCAGAUGAACCACAAAAUGGCAAAGAAUUAGAGAGUCCUGAAAAACGUUCUAUGGAGGAAAGCAAUCAAAGUAAAUCUGUUACUUCUGAAAGUAAUCAUUCCAACCACUCUUCUAGUAAAGAUAAAGACAAACAAUCUGGGAAAAGAUCACAUUCAUCCAGUAGUGGCAGUCCAAGGAGGAGGUCAAAUGCAGAAACAGAUGGUAGCCUCAGUCCAAAGAAACAAAAACGGAGAGAUGAAAACAGGGAAAAGUCUGACAGAAACAAAUAUCAGCAAAGCUCAAGUGAGAGAGGAGACAAGAUUGAUCAGAAACACAAGAAGUCUCACCAAGAUGACAAGAGACAUUCACCAAAAAGAAAAGAGACUGGUGUAGACAGAAGUAGUUCUCAAAAACAUGAUGACAUUUAUAGUCCACAAAAAGGAUCAGACAAAGAACAGAGUUAUGGGGAGAAAUCUUCUACAAAGGGCCAAAAAUUAGAGAGUCCUGAUAAAGUUUCCACGAAGGGUAGCAAACAGUGUAAAUCUGUUGCUUUUGAAAAUAGUCAUUCUACUUCCCCAGAAGUAGGUAGUCCUAGGAAAAAAUCUCGCUUUGAUUCAAGUGAUUCAAAAUUUAAGAAAGAUGACAGUGUUAAUCUGUUAAAGCAGGACUAUAGCAAGGACAAAAAAGAAAAUUUUGAAUACUUCUUUGGGAAACAAUCACCAUUCAGCAAUUUUCAUACUGCUAAGUUCCAAGUUGAUAAAAUCACUUAUUGCUGCAGUGAGCAGUACAUGAUGCACCAAAAAGCAGUGACAUUUAAGGAUGGUGUACAUGCUCAUGAAAUAAUGAGGGCGACAGAUCCAGUCAAAAUGAAGAAUCUUGGACGACAAGUAAAAAACUUUAAUGCCGAUUACUGGGGCAGGAGUAGUGAAAGAAUUUUAAAAAAAGGAGUUAAGGCGAAGAAUCACUGGGCCAAUUUCAAGCAAACUUGGCACAAAGCAUCCUUGGGUGAAGGAUUCAAGUCUGUUCAAAUGAAGGGCCAUGCCCCCUUCAAAGGGGAGAUAUUCACAAAAAUGCAAAAUGGGGUGGGGUCAUUUAAAAAGCCUCUCAAGAACCAGUGGACGAGAAUAGUUUCUACAGAAUGGACAUCUGAAGAAAGCCUUGAUUAUAACGUUUCCUCGUAUUCUGGUGGAAGCGGCACCACGCGACAGGUUAUGGGGGAUUGGGUGUGGUGCCAACAACAUAAAAGCUCACUGCCGUACAACCUGGAGGGGGAAGAACAAGCUUGGAUACCUACUCACAGAAGUCAGGAAUGAAAUCAUGGAGGAAGAGGGAUAUUUUUCAUGAACUUGUUACCUUUAAAUGUCAUGCUGAUGAGGCAUUUAGUUGUUGUCUGAAGUAAAACACUGCAUUGUGUCUGUUAAUUUCAUGUUUACAUUUGCUGUGGUUUCUAUAAUGAAGCAGUAGUUAGAUACACUGUUGAACAGUGAACACAUAUCUUGUGUAUCAUUUUGUGCUUUGAAUAUUUUGCUCAUUUAAAAAACUAAUAAAAACUUUUUCAGAGAU